This is a messenger RNA of Cordyceps fumosorosea ARSEF 2679, 468 nucleotides long. Its product is annotated as ubiquitin conjugating enzyme. The transcript is spliced from 3 exons. Gene Ontology annotation, cellular component: nucleus. The coding region runs from base 1 to 468 and encodes 155 amino acids. Gene Ontology annotation, molecular function: ubiquitin conjugating enzyme activity. Lineage: Eukaryota; Fungi; Ascomycota; Sordariomycetes; Hypocreales; Cordycipitaceae. The record is from RefSeq and is a predicted model, not a curated record. Gene Ontology annotation, biological process: protein polyubiquitination; proteasome-mediated ubiquitin-dependent protein catabolic process.
AUGGCAUCGCUGCGAGCAAACCGAUUGGCCAAGGAACGCCAAAAGAUCGAUAGGCAGGGACUGCCACCGGGAAUCGACCUCAUAUCUGGCGAAGAUAUGCGAGAGUGGCAAUUUGAUAUCCGCGUGCUUGACGGCAACCCUCUCUACCACAACCAGAUAUUCCGGCUCAAGAUUGUCUUUGGCGACUCGUACCCCAUCGAGCCGCCAGAGGCCACAUUUGAGCUAGGGCCAGACCGUCACAUCCCCAUGCACCCACACAUAUACUCGAACGGAAUCAUCUGCCUCGACCUGCUCGGCAACCAGGGCUGGAGUCCGGUCCAAAGUGCUGAAAGUGUCUGCAUGAGCAUCCAGAGCAUGCUGACCAGCAAUACAAAAGACGAAAGACCCCCAGAUAAUGACCAAUUUGUCAAGGGCAACCGUCGACGUCCUCGUGACAUUGAUUUUGUCUACCACGAUAACACCGUCUAA